AUGCUGGCGUUCCGGUCCAGAGGCCUCGAGAGUCUGCGGAACAGCACCGAGUCUGCGUUCGCGGUGUCUCCCAUGGGCAGCCAGGGAGGGCCCGAAAGUCCGCGGCGGCCUCCCCGGAAAGUUCCGCGCGUGGCGUUCAAGAUCCUCGACGCGCCGGGUCUCAUGGACGAUUUCUACCUGAACCUGAUCGACUGGUCCUUCCAAGACGUCAUCGCGGUCGCCCUCAGUGCGCAGGUGUAUCUGUGGAGCGCAGUGACUGGGAAAGUGGAACGUCUCUGCGAGCUGUCGCGAGGCCAUGUGUGUUCGGUGGCGUGGUCAAAGCGCGGGUCGUACCUCGCAAUCGGUGCAUCAGAUGGGAGCAUUCAGGUGUGGGACGUCGAGGCGCGCUCGCGCCGGACCACGGUGACGGGGCACUCUGCGCGCGCCGGAACCUUGGCGUGGCACGGCCACACUCUGGCGUCCGGGUCCCGAGAUCGCACGAUUUGCAUGUACGACGUGCGCGCGUCGACCCCGAUCACAUCGCGCCUCACUGCGCAUACCUCGGAGGUGUGCGGGCUGGCGUUCGCAGACGAAGACGGGCGGCUUGCGUCGGGCGGCAACGACAACAUGGUGUACGUGUGGGAUCAGGCUCGGCCCGAGGCGCCCCAGCUGCGUUUGGGCGACCACACUGCCGCUGUCAAAGCGAUUGUGUGGUCCCCACACCAACAAGGCCUGCUGGCGUCGGGAGGGGGCACCGCGGACAAGACGAUCAAAUUUUGGAGCACCAGCACAGGGACAUGCGUCAAUUCGAUCAACACGGGCAGCCAGGUGUGCAACCUCGUGUGGUCGCGAACUUGCAAGGAGAUCGUUUCGACGCACGGAUACAGCGAGAACAAUAUUGUCGUUUGGCGUUACCCGAGCAUGAGCCAGGUGGUGACGCUGCCCGGGCACGACCAGCGUGUCUUGUACUUGGCGAUGUCACCGGACGGGGAGACCAUCGUGACCGGCGCCGGGGACGAAACGCUGCGGUUCUGGAAUGUGUUUCCGCCCCGAAAGACAGGCCUUCCUGGCUCUGAAGGGCACCUCUCGCUGUCAGGUAGAUCGUCGCUACGAUAG
Molecule: messenger RNA, 1095 nt
Organism: Pedinophyceae sp. YPF-701
Lineage: Eukaryota; Viridiplantae; Chlorophyta; Pedinophyceae
Source: the annotation of a GenBank genome assembly